Molecule: messenger RNA, 1531 nt
Organism: Ictalurus punctatus (channel catfish)
Lineage: Eukaryota; Metazoa; Chordata; Actinopteri; Siluriformes; Ictaluridae
Gene: parvg
Product: parvin, gamma
Exons: 13
Coding region: 260-1201 (313 amino acids)
Biological process (GO): cell projection assembly; substrate adhesion-dependent cell spreading; establishment or maintenance of cell polarity
Cellular component (GO): actin cytoskeleton; focal adhesion; cytoplasm
Molecular function (GO): actin binding
Source: RefSeq, a predicted model, not a curated record
GAAGCUGUGUGUCUUCACUGCUUCCUUCCUUAACAAAAGCAGGUUAGCGUUUAUUGACUAAUUCACGUUUGUUCUUUCUUGCCUUUAAAGUUGCUCAGACAAAGUGUGCAAAACAGGAGGGUUAGACCUGUGAUUAUCUGCUGGAGUGGGAUUUUGAUUGUCACAGUGUUGACUUGCAAAUUCACGUGCACAAGGGACGAGAGCAGAGAGCAAGGCCAGAGUGCGCGUGCUGCUGAUGCGCUGCUGAAGAGAACAUAAAAUGGAUAAAGUGGUGGAAUCUGAGCAAGGUAAUCAGGGAGCUGUCCAAGGAGAAAGAAGAAAGAUCAUCCAGCCUUCAUCUUUAAAUGAUCCCAAACUAGUGAAGCUUAAAGAGGUGCUGGUGGAAUGGAUCAACAGUACUCUGAAGACAGAGCACAUUGUGGUCCAGACUCUGGAGGAAGACAUCUAUGAUGGACUUGUGAUUCAUCACCUACUAGACAAGUUAGGAGGAGUGAAUUUAGGGGUUGAGGAGAUCGCUGUAACCACUGUUGCCCAGAUGUGCAAACUGGAGUUGAUUAUGCAAGCCCUCAACCAGGAGCUAGGGCUUGGUGAUGAAGCAGACAGCACAGCUAGAUGGAGUGCCAAACUCAUCCACAGUCGAGACCUGCUGGCGACUCUGCAUCUGCUGGUGGCCAUGGUGAAGCGCUACCAGCCCGAACUGGCCCUUCCCCAAAAUGUCAGCGUGGAAGUCCUCCUGUUUGAGGUAAACAAAGAUGGCAUCAAAUCUGACAAGCAGAUCGAACACAUCACUCAACAAAGUGAGGAUACAGAAGGAUGUAAAAAAGACGACCCCAUAGAUGAGCUGCUCAAGCUCGAUGACCACAAAAUUGCCACAGUCCAAAAGGCCCUCUUGCACUUCAUCAAUAAGAACAUGUCGCCAUUAAGGUUGCAAGUGUCUGACAUCGAGAAACAGUUUGCAGAUGGUGUGAUUCUGCUUUUGCUGAUUGGUGAGUUGGAGGGCUUCUUCAUUCCACUCUAUGAGUUCUACCUCUCUCCUGCCUGCCACUCAGAGAUGCUUCAUAAUGUCACCCUGGCUUUGGAUCUACUUAAUGACAGGGAAAUACAAGUACAGAAUGUUGAUCCAGAAGAUAUUGUAUCCCAAGAUGUGCCGGCUACACUGAAAGUACUGUAUGCCUUGUUCAGGAAACACAAAUACAAAUAAUCCCCUGCAAGCCACAUCUACAGCCUCUGAUGAAAAUGACUGUAAAGGUCAUGGGAUAAGCUUUUAAUCCACCUGGAGUACAAUGUUGUAACUAAUAUACAUUACGAAAUUGUGACAGCAGUUUUAAUAAAAGUGAGUGAACACUGGAUUGCUCAGCACAUCACGCACAUAGUGACAGCAUGGUGACCCCCUCCGUUUCUCUCUCCCUUAUCUUCCCACACGCUCUCUAAUUGAAUGGUCACCCUUGAGCUUCUCGCUCGUCCUUAAAGACAGAAUGCAUUAUGGUGUCCCUCUUGCUCUGAAAUAAAUACCUUUCCAUUAAAAGCUUGA